UUAAAAUAUCUUCCUUCGUGUUCAUCAGAGGAAAGAAAUGUAUACAGGUUUGUAACAACAUGAGAGUGAGUAAGUGAUGACAGAAUUUUCAUUUUUUUUGGUGAACUAUUUCUUUAAUGUAUAAACAUUUAUGACUGUCAAUGCUUCCUUUUACAAAUAUAAGCACUAUAGGGUGAAUUCAAGUACAUUGGGACACUUUUUGACAUUGAGAUGACUGUCAAAGUGUCUCAGUAUACCUAAAUAUUACUCAUAAAGUUAUUUAAGGGGUUAUGUGUGGCAUCGCGUAUCUUUUUUGUAAAAGUGUAAUAUAUUGUUUAUGUGACAUGGGGUCCACAUUUGUUUAAAAGAUUUCACCCUACUUGGUAUUUGUUCUGUUUAACAAUCCAAUGCACAUCAGUAUACAGCCCUUAACUUUGUAAAAAAAAAAACGAUACAGAGGAAGAACGAAAGGUAAGGAGAGAAAGGUAUCGGAUGUAUAGAGUGUCACCCGAAUGUAAGAAGGCCACCAAAAGACAUGUUAUACUUCAGUCCAUCUUCAUCCCACUGGACCAAACACACUCUUUAUGUUUGCUAAGAGAGAAGCAGAGACAAACGAGAACUGUGAGAUUCUACCGGAGGACAUCAAAUUUUGAAAUAUUAAAAAAUGUGCCAGAGGUUUGAUUAUAUUUCUGUGAAUUUUUGAAGAGGAUGCUGAUGUACUGCUAAAAACUUUUCACAGGCCUUCACGAAAACGCUUUGAUUUGCAGAAUAAAAUACAACUGUCAUUGCUCUGAGGAAACUUCAGAUAGGCCCAUAUUGGGAGGGGUAAAACAGGUGUUGUCUUACUGUGUGUGAGAGAGAGACAAAGACGAGGAAGAGAGCCGUGCUAUUGUUGCAGCGAUGUUCAUGAUUAUUCGAGAAGGAUCGGCAGGUGUGCAAGGUAGCCCAGGAAUGACCGCUCCACAGGAGAGAACAGCAAAACAGGUCCAGGCUGCGAUUAAGAAGAAAGUGGAGAAGCAGAGGAAACAAGUUGAAAUGGGUGUGGUGGAGGCAUUCACCAGUAAUACAAGAGCUAAAACGGGAAAGAAAAGAAAUAAGGCCAUUCAAGCUCUCAACAGUGCUAAAGAUGAUGAGGAAGGAGCUGAAGGGGGACCUGGUGAGACUGGGGAACCAAAGAAGGAUGAGGAAAUGGAUCUUGAAGAAAUUGUCCAAUCUGUUUUCGGCCAAGACCGAGAACUGCGUCCAGAAGAAAUCGAAGAACUAAGAGAAGCCUUUAAAGAGUUUGAUAGGAAUAAAGGAUACAUACACUGCACGGACCUGGGCGAAUGCAUGCGAAAUAUGGGAUAUAUGCCGACAGAGAUGGAACUCAUUGAACUGAGUCAACAAAUCAGUGGAGGCAAAAUUGACUUUGAAGACUUUGUAGAGCUCAUGGGUCCAAAAAUGCUUGCAGAGACGGCAGACAUGAUCGGAGUCAAAGAACUAAGAGAUGCUUUUAAAGAGUUCGACUCUAACGGCGAUGGGCAAAUUACUAUCAUGGAGUUAAGAGAAGCCAUGAAAAAGCUGAUGGGAGAACAGCUGAAUUCUAGAGACAUUGAAGACAUUCUCCGUGAUGCCGACCUCAAUGGUGAUGGACAGGUUGAUUUUGAAGAGUUCGUGAGGAUGAUGUCACGCUGAUCCAAUCCACAAGGAAAUUUCACAAAGACUUUUAUUUCUUUAUGAGACAAAAUUAAGUGCAGAAAUGUUUGCAAGGCCUCUAUAGACUAGCACUAUUUCUUUAAAGUAAAUUCCUUUUUUUUAUUCUAUUGUAUUUAUAAAGGAAAAUUGUGCUUGUACUGUAUAAUAUUAUGUACAAUAUUUAAACAAAAAGAAGAGAAAGUGUCUCUUCUGAAAAUAUUAUAUUAAUUAUUAUUUAAACAUUAUUUAGGCAGAGUUGCAUUUGUCUGUUAUGAACUGUGUGUCACUCAAUAUA
Paramisgurnus dabryanus is the source of this 1948-nucleotide messenger RNA. RefSeq names its product calcium binding protein 2b (gene cabp2b). Gene Ontology annotation, cellular component: cytoplasm. The record is from RefSeq and is a predicted model, not a curated record. Gene Ontology annotation, molecular function: calcium ion binding; calcium channel regulator activity. Lineage: Eukaryota; Metazoa; Chordata; Actinopteri; Cypriniformes; Cobitidae.